UACUUUCCACCGGCAUCAUUUGCGCCUCACAGAGAGGAGGUUGGUGAAGUGUCACCAACGGCUGCGUAUUGUUUUAACCUUUUACACCGAAGAAAAUAAGCCCCUUUGAUUUUCAUCUGUACGGGGUGACGCUUUGUCGAGGUGCUCUGUGAGACGUUGCCUUGUGAAGUUACCUUAUGACCGUUCCUCGUUGAAAUUUAAGGAUAGUUUGUUAGCCAGGUAAUUUUUUCCCUGUCACUGCAGCAAUAGCUAACGGUAACAACUGACGAAGGACACUUUUUUUCUCGUUUGUAAAACAACUCCUUUCAGCCCCCUUCCCUCGCCUUUAACCCAUCUAUUCUGAUUGAAUCAAGUCUAUAAGCGUUUCAUCUUCUGAGGACACCCGACUGACAACGCCAAAAUGGGGUACGGACGGUCGGACAGCUACCGCGUGGCCACCACGCAGGACAACGACGAGAAGGAGUCUCCCAAGAAGAAGGGAGGCAAGGAUCUGGAUGACCUGAAGAAAGAAGUUCCUAUAACGGAACACAAAAUGUCUGUUGAGGAGGUUUGUCGGAAAUACAACACCGAUAUUGUUCAGGGUUUGACCAAUGCCAAGGCAGCAGAGUACCUGGCAAGGGAUGGCCCCAAUGCCUUGACUCCACCCCCUACCACCCCAGAGUGGGUCAAGUUCUGCCGUCAGCUGUUUGGUGGCUUCUCCAUUCUGCUAUGGAUCGGUGCAAUCCUCUGCUUCCUGGCCUACGCCAUCCAGGCUGCUACAGAGGAUGAGCCUGCUGGAGAUAAUCUUUACCUGGGUAUCGUGCUGUCAGCUGUCGUCAUCAUCACCGGCUGCUUCUCCUAUUUCCAGGAGGCUAAGAGCUCCAAGAUUAUGGAAUCUUUCAAGAACAUGGUCCCUCAGCAAGCCUUGGUGAUCCGAGAGGGAGAGAAGAUGCAGAUCAACGCUGAGCAGGUAGUGGCAGGAGACCUGGUGGAGGUGAAAGGAGGAGACCGGAUCCCCGCUGACCUCCGCAUCAUCUCCUCCCAUGGCUGCAAGGUGGAUAACUCAUCGCUGACUGGUGAGUCAGAACCCCAGACCAGGUCACCUGACUGUACCCAUGACAACCCCCUGGAAACCCGUAACAUUGCCUUCUUCUCCACCAACUGUGUUGAGGGAACUGCACGUGGUAUUGUUGUGUGUACUGGUGAUCGCACAGUGAUGGGCCGCAUUGCCACCCUCACCUCAGGCUUGGAGACUGGCAAGACUCCCAUCGCCAAGGAGAUCGAGCACUUCAUCCAGAUCAUCACUGGUGUAGCCGUCUUUCUUGGUGUGACCUUCUUCAUCCUCUCCAUCAUCCUGGGUUACUCCUGGCUGGAGGCUGUCAUCUUCCUCAUUGGUAUCAUUGUGGCUAAUGUGCCUGAAGGCCUGCUGGCCACAGUCACAGUGUGUCUGACGCUGACUGCCAAGCGAAUGGCUCGUAAGAACUGCCUGGUGAAGAACUUGGAGGCUGUGGAAACUCUGGGCUCCACCUCCACCAUCUGUUCCGACAAGACAGGCACACUGACCCAGAACAGGAUGACCGUGGCCCACAUGUGGUUCGACAAUCAGAUCCAUGAAGCCGACACCACUGAGGACCAGUCUGGUUCCUCCUUCGACAAGAGCUCAACAACGUGGGUGUCUUUGGCCCGGAUUGCUGCGCUGUGCAACCGUGCUGUGUUCAAGGCCGGUCAGGAAUCUUUGCCCAUCCUUAAGCGCGAGGUAGCCGGUGAUGCCUCCGAGUCAGCCUUGUUGAAGUGUAUUGAGCUGUCAUGUGGUGCUGUCAAGGCCAUGAGGGACAAGAAUAAGAAGGUGGCUGAGAUCCCGUUCAACUCCACCAACAAGUAUCAGCUUUCAAUUCAUGAAACUGAGGAUGAAAAUGACAACCGCUACCUGCUGGUGAUGAAGGGAGCCCCAGAGAGGAUCCUGGACCGCUGCUCCACCAUCAUGGUGCAGGGCAAAGAGCAGCCCAUGGAUGAUGAGAUGAAAGAAGCUUUCCAGAAUGCCUACCUGGAACUGGGUGGACUGGGAGAGAGAGUACUGGGUUUCUGCCACCUGUUCCUUCCAGAGGACAAGUUUCCUAAAGGUUUUGCGUUUGACACAGAUGAUGUCAACUUCCAAACAGACAACCUCUGCUUUGUGGGGCUCAUGUCCAUGAUUGAUCCUCCCCGUGCUGCCGUGCCUGAUGCUGUGGGCAAAUGCCGCUCUGCAGGCAUCAAGGUUAUUAUGGUGACCGGUGACCACCCAAUCACAGCCAAGGCCAUUGCUAAAGGUGUAGGUAUCAUCUCAGAGGGCAACGAGACAGUGGAAGACAUCGCAGCACGUCUGAACAUUCCUGUCAGCCAGGUCAACCCCAGGGAUGCCAAAGCCUGUGUGAUCCACGGUACAGAUCUGAAAGACCUCAAUCAGGACCAGAUGGACGAUAUUUUGAGGAACCACACAGAGAUUGUCUUUGCUAGAACCUCUCCACAGCAGAAGCUGAUCAUUGUAGAAGGCUGCCAGAGACAGGGUGCCAUUGUGGCUGUGACAGGUGAUGGUGUGAACGACUCCCCUGCCUUGAAGAAGGCUGACAUUGGUGUUGCCAUGGGAAUCUCUGGCUCUGAUGUAUCCAAACAAGCUGCAGACAUGAUUCUGCUUGACGACAACUUUGCAUCCAUCGUCACUGGAGUAGAAGAAGGGCGUCUGAUUUUUGACAACCUGAAGAAGUCCAUCGCUUAUACUCUGACCAGCAACAUCCCAGAAAUCACCCCCUUCUUGUUUUUCAUCUUGGUCAACAUCCCCCUGCCUCUGGGCACCAUCACUAUCCUCUGCAUCGACCUGGGAACCGACAUGGUUCCAGCCAUUUCUCUUGCUUAUGAAGCGGCAGAGAGCGACAUCAUGAAGCGCCAGCCCAGGAACCCUCUGAGAGACAAACUGGUCAAUGAGAGACUCAUCAGUAUCGCCUACGGACAGAUCGGCAUGAUUCAGGCUCUUGGAGGCUUCUUUGCGUACUUUGUCAUCAUGGCUGAAAACGGUUUCCUGCCGUCCCUGCUUGUCGGCAUCCGGCUGAAUUGGGACGAUCGCUCCAACAAUGACCUGGAGGACAGCUAUGGACAGCAAUGGACAUACGAACAACGUAAGAUUGUGGAGUUCACCUGCCACACAGCCUUCUUUGUCAGUAUUGUGGUGGUGCAGUGGGCAGAUGUCAUCAUCUGUAAGACCAGACGUAACUCUGUGUUCCAGCAGGGCAUGAAGAAUAAGAUUUUGAUCUUUGGAUUGUUUGAGGAAACGGCUCUGGCUGCUUUCCUGUCUUACUGCCCUGGAAUGGACGUUGCAUUACGGAUGUACCCACUCAAGCCCAGCUGGUGGUUCUGUGCGUUCCCAUACAGUUUCCUCAUCUUUGUUUACGAUGAGAUCCGAAAACUCAUCCUCCGCCGAAACCCUGGAGGCUGGGUGGAAAAAGAGACAUACUAUUAAAUUAUCAAAGCAUCAUUUUCUUCUUACCCCAUCCUUCCCUGGACUCAUCCUUCCUUCUCUAUCUCCCUCUCUCUUUCUCCCCUCCAUCCCUCCAUCUGUCUCUCCUCUCAUCACUCAAAAUGUACAAGAAAGCUAUGUUUACUUCUCCCUCCUUAUUCAUUCAUCCCACCAUCUUCAUUUCCUAAAGAAACAAACAAAAACAAGCAAGAGGACCAAUGACAGAAGAGGAGAGGGUGGGGCGGGAGAGGCUUGUAAACACCCCCUCCUGUCCUCUCCAUCCUUCUGUCCUCUUUUUUUUUUCUAUCCAAAGUGUCUACAGCACUAAUCUGCCAGUAACGCUGUUUGUGUCGAUUCUUAUUGCAACACUGUCGGCUGCAGCCACUCGUCAUAGACCUGUACUCAAAUUACACGGCUGUGUGGAACCGAAUCUCAAUCUGAUUACAAGAAUAAAGACGAAAACCUGACUGUUCCACUGCAGAGCAACAACAUGGCAGCUGCUGGGUGGCGCCCGGAUCCAGCUCUGUGAUCACUGCCAUUUCCGCCAUUCACCACGAUGACUUGACCUCUCUCUUCUCUUCUCUCUCUUUCUCCUUCUAUCUUCUCACUGCCAAUCUUCUACUGCCGCUCUCCCGUCCUCUUCCUCCUCUACCGUCAAUGAAGAAUCAAUCUUUAACCCGAACCGUCCACUCACUCACUGAUGCCCUCAGCAGGGUGGAAAAAAGAUCACCUCCUCUGACUCCCUCCUCCCAUCCCCUCUUCCCCUGUGUUUUUCUGUGUUACUUGUUUUCUAGAUGACUGGGUGUUUUUUUAAGAAAAAAAAAAACUAAAUUGUUUGUUAAAGUUUUAUGUUUCUGUUUUUUUAAGUUCAGAGUGGGUCUAAGAGCUGCCUGUUUUCAUUCAGACAUGACAAAGCACACUGUCUCCUUCUUCUUCAUCUGCUCCUCACCUCUUUCUCUUUUACAUCUUUAACACACCCCGAUCUGCCUCCCCCUCCCUGCCUGUCUAUCUGUCUGUUUGUGAACACUGUGCAAACCCUCCGUCCUUGUAAAACUUCCACCCAGUUUCACCUCCCACAUCCUCCCGCCCUCACCUCCUCUACCUGCUGCCUCCCCCUCACCCAACCUCACCCCUGUUGGGAAAAAAAAACAAAAACAAUCUUUCUGUGUCCUAGGAAAAAGAGAUUUCUCUCCAGUUUCAUUAUUUAAAUCUGUGGAAAUGUGGAGUAAGGCACUGUACCUUAACUUGUGAAACAGCAGCAGAAAAAAAGAAGAAAAUGAAAUAAAACAGAAGGAUCUCUCUUUUUCA
This is a messenger RNA of Melanotaenia boesemani (Boeseman's rainbowfish), 4774 nucleotides long. It is a transcript of the gene atp1a3a, whose product is annotated as ATPase Na+/K+ transporting subunit alpha 3a. Lineage: Eukaryota; Metazoa; Chordata; Actinopteri; Atheriniformes; Melanotaeniidae. The record is from RefSeq and is a predicted model, not a curated record. The coding region runs from base 401 to 3469 and encodes 1022 amino acids. Gene Ontology annotation, biological process: intracellular potassium ion homeostasis; potassium ion import across plasma membrane; proton transmembrane transport. Gene Ontology annotation, cellular component: membrane. The transcript has 23 exons. Gene Ontology annotation, molecular function: ATP binding; ATP hydrolysis activity; P-type sodium:potassium-exchanging transporter activity.